AUGUCAGCUGCUGCUGCUGCUGCUGCUCCUGCUGCAGCAGCAUCUGCUGCUGCUGCUGCUCCUGGGCCGCGACCUGUGGCCGUGGGGCCGCAGCAGCAGCGGCUGCUGCAGCUGCAGCAAGAGUCUGUUGCUGCAGCAUCCAGGCAGCUAACUGCGCCUGCUGCUGCUCUCGCCUUCGAUGGCUUCGACGCCAGGGCUGCUGAGGCCUCGCUGCAGCAGCAGCAGCAGCAGCAGCAGCAGCAACAGCAGCAGCAGCAAGUGAAGCACCACCAGCUUUCGUCCCCCUCUCUGCAGCGUCAUUUGCUUCAGCGGCCGUUUCUGCAGCAGCAGCUGCUGCAGGAUCCUGAGCAGCCUAUUGCUGCUGCCACGCCCCUGCUGCAGCAGCAGCUGCUGCAGCAGCAACUGCUGCAGCAAGUCUCCUUGCAGCAGCGUGCAACCACCCCGGGGGGCGGCAGCAGCAUGGGGAUGUCCCCUCUGCAGCAGCAGCAGCAGCAGCAGCAGCAAGCGCAGCUGCAGCUGCGACUGGGGCCAUGGGGCGUCGCUGCGGACCCCGUGGCCUCUACCCAGGGAGCUUCAGCAGCACUGCUGCUACAGCAGCAGCAGCAGCAGCAGCAGCAGCAGCCAGUGGUUGUGCGGGUGGAAAGCUGCUCUUGGUAUCGCUGCGGGAGGCUGUCGCUGCUCUGCGGCAGCUGCAGCAGCAGCAACGUGAAAUCUCCUUUGGCUCUGCGUGCUGCGCUGCAGCCGCUGCAGCAGGAGCUGCUGCUGCUGCCGUACGCGAGGGAGCAGCGUCAGCAGCAGCAGCUGCAGCAGCUGCAGCAGCUGCGGGAAGCCUCAGGAGCAGCAGCAGACACAGCAGCAGCAGCGGCAUCAGCACCAGCAGAAGGAGCAGGAGAAGCAAAGACAGUCGCAUCAGCAUCAGCACCAGCAGCAGCAGCAGCAGCAACAGCAGCAACAGCAGCAACAAACAACCCCAAGGCAGCCGGCGGGGCAGACAGCAGCAGCUACCGGGGUGUAGUGACAGUGUGUGCUUUGUGUGGGUCCCUGACGAAGCGUCUCCCUUCUGCUGCAGCAGCAGCAGCAGGAUCACGAUCCCUCAGCAUCAGCAGCAGCAGCAGCAUCAGCAGCAACAGCAGCAACAAGAAACGCCCGCCUGUCUUUGUGCUGGACGGGCUUGAGGGGCUGUGCGCUGUCUGCUCAGCGCUUGCUGACGAUACAGCAGCAGCAGCAGCAGCAGCAGCAGGCACAGCAGCAGUAGCAGGAGGAGCAGCAGCAACAGGUGCUGGCUCUGCUGCUGCUGCGUUUUCUCUGCAGCAGCAGCACAACAGCCUGCCGCAGCUGCUGUCUCGUGCUCGUGCUGCAACUGCGGUGUAUACGCAGCUCCAGGCGCUGCUAGAGCGGACGCUGCUGCCGCUGAUGGAUGCCUCGCAUAUCAGCAGCAGAACCUCUACAGCAGCAGCAGCAGCAGCAGCAACAGCAGCAGCAGCAGCAGCAGCAAACCGGAGACAAAUGGAGCAGACAGAGCUGCGGCUAGCCAUCAGCGACCUCACAGGCCAGCUGCUGCGUGCGGUGCAGUGGGAGGAACCGAGCGCCCCGCAGCAACAGCAGCAGCAGCAGCAGCAGCAGCAGCAGCAGCAGCAGCAGCAGGACGAAGAGUAUCGCAGACUAUGCUUGGAUCUGUUCGCGCUGCUGCAGGCCUCCGUGCGGCUGCCAGCAGAGCUGUGGGGCUUCGUCUCCUCAGCCUUGCUGCAGUGGAGACACCCCAUCAAGAAGGAGCAGCAGCAGCGCGACCCCCAGGUGCUGGUGACGCUGGCGCGGGCAUGCGAGAAGCUGGCAGCAGGACGAAGCCAGUCACCAGAAGCUGCUGCUGCUCCUGCUGCUAUUUCUGCUGCUGCUGCUGUUCCUGCUGCUGCUCCUGCUCCUGCUGCUGCUGCUGCUGCUGCGCUGCUGCUGCUGCUGCUGCACCCCUGCAGGGAUGCCUGCCCUGUGCUGCGGAGUGGCGGGAGCUGCGCCUCGUGCGGCGGCAGCUCUUCAGCAGGUUGCACCGUGCUGUCUGCAGCAUGGAGCGCAGCAGCAGCAGCAGCAGCAGCAGCGGCAGCAGCAGCAGCAGCAGCAGCAGCGACUCGUCAGCAGUUCCUUCUCUGCUUGUGCGCCUGCUUGCCUUGCGGCUUCGCGGUGGCGACCCCAGGGUUUGCAGCUGCAGCAGGUGCAGCAGCAAGAGCCCGUUUGCUGCUGCUUGUGACUGUGCUGCAGCAGCAGCAGCAGCAGCAGGUGCAGCAGCAGCAGGAACAGCUGACAGACGCUGCUGCAUGCUCUGCGGUGCAGCAGGCGAUCGAGUCGUGUCUGCUGCAGCUAGCAGAUCCCUUUGCUGCGCUGGCGGCCCAGCAGCAGCAGCAGCUACAGCAGCAGCAGCAGCAGCAGCAGCAGCAGCAAGCCCAAGAUGCCCGCCGCCCGUAUCCGUUGAUGCGCGAACUGGAGGCUGCAGCAGCAGCACCUGCAGCAGCAGCAGCAGCAGAUCGCAAGACAUUCAACAACAGCAGCAGCAGCAACAGCAGCAGCAGCAGCAGCAGCAGCAGAUUCAAAGGGCGCGUGCGGUCUUUCGCAGCUUUGCCUGAGCAGCUGCCCCCCCUGGAGUGUUCUGCAGAUGCGCUGCUUGCUGCUGCUGCUGCUGCGCGCUGCAGCCGCUGCGCUGCAUGCGGCCACAACGGUGCCUUUGUAGCCUGCAGCGGCUCGCAGCAGCCAGCAGCAGCAGCAGGAGCAGCAACAGCAGCAGCAGCAGCAGCAGCAGGGAGGCUUUGCAACACCCGAUACCACCUAACGUGCUUGCUGCUGGCAGCAGUAGGACAGGCGCCUCUGCAGCAGCAGCAGCAACAGCAGCAGCAGCAGCAGCAGCAACAGCAGCACCCAACAGCAGCUGCUUCUCGACCCCGAGUCUUUGCAACGCUCCGUCGGUUUUGGUGUCAGGACUGCUGCGACAGGGGCCGUGCUGCAGCAGCAGCAGCAGCUGCUGCUGCUGCUGGGUCUGCUACGCUGAGUGUUUCUGACGAUCCAGCAGCAGCAGCAGCAGCAGCAGCAACAACAACUCUAGAGGAAGCAGCAGCAGAAGACCCACUUUUUGUGUUCUUGGAGGGGGUUGGGGGCGGAGCUGCUGCUGUCUUGCUGCGGCUGCUGCUGCAGAGCGUGCGCAUCAAGCCUCCUGCUUAUGGUGCAGCAGCAGCAGCAGCUGCAGCAGCAGCAGCAGCAGCUGAUGUAGACAUACACCCUCUUGGUGCUGCGCUUAAGCAACUACCAGCAGCAGCUGCAGCAGAAGAGGAAGCAGCAGCAGCAGGCGACGGUUCUGCAGCAGCAGCAGCAGCAGCAGCAGCAGAAGCAGUUGUGCUGCUGCAGCAACUUAUCGCGGAUGCGCAUGCAGCACUCUACGAUGGCUGGUCUCUGCUGUCUCCUGAGCUGUCUCCUUUCGUUGGGGGUCGUUGUUCUGCUGCUUCGCUGCUUCCCUGCGGAGCAGCAGCAGCAGCAGCAGCAGCAGAAGCAGCAGCAGCAGCGGCAGCAGGGGCAGUUCCCCCGCAGCAGCAGCAGCAGCAGCAGAAGCAGCAGCAGCAGCAGCAGUUGUUAGGCCCAACCCCGUCUGCGCUGCUGCGGUAUGGGGGCCUCACGCUGCUGUCUUUGGGGCUGCCGCUGCUCUUCGAUGGCAGCAGCAGCAGCUUCGUGCCGAUCGGCUACUGUGCUGCUCGCCGCUUCUGGCGUGCUGCAGCACCGAGACAUCUGCACCAUCCCUCCUGCAGCAGCAGCAGCAGCAGCAGCAGCAGCAGCAGCAGCAGAGCAGCAGCAGCAGGAGGCUUGAGAGGGCGACAGGGAUUCAAUUUGCAUGCAGUUGUACAGACGUUGCUGCAGCUGCUGCAGCAACAACAGCAGCAGCAACAGCAGCAGCAGCAGCAGCAGCAACAGCAGCAGGAAGAACAGGUCUCCGACUCUUCGGCAGCAUGUGCCGACCCAAAAACAAAUGGAGCGGAUAGCAGCAUCAGCAGCAGCAACUGCAGCAGCAGCAACAGCAGCAGCAGCAGCAACAGCAGCAGCAGCAGCAACAGCAGCAGCACAAACACAGUUGAGUCACCUGUGGCUGCUGCUGCUGCUCCUGCGCUUCCAAAGAGGGAGCCGCCCCCUACCCCGCGGGCUUCGCAGCAACAGCAACAGCAACAGCAGCAGCAGCAGCAGCAGCAGCAGCAGCAGCAGCAGCAGAACAUGUGUGAAGAAGAGCAGCACGCAGCACAGCUGGAUUUCUCCUCUAUCCAGGCAGAUGUCUUCUUCGGCCUGCGCUGCCGCUACCUGCAGCAGCGGCUGCAGGAGGUGACCUCGCUGCUGCUGGCGGACCGCGCGCUGCAGCAGCUGCAGCAAAGAGCAGCAGCAAGACAAAAGAUUAAAUCGUCAGCACGCACUCUAGAAUCUAGGGUUUAG
Eimeria mitis is the source of this 4449-nucleotide messenger RNA. RefSeq lists its product as uncharacterized. The record is from RefSeq and is a predicted model, not a curated record. NCBI's taxonomy places the organism in Eukaryota, Apicomplexa, Conoidasida, Eucoccidiorida, Eimeriidae.